Messenger RNA from Fusarium vanettenii 77-13-4, 444 nucleotides. RefSeq lists its product as uncharacterized. Bases 1 to 444 code for a protein of 147 amino acids. The record is from RefSeq and is a predicted model, not a curated record. The transcript has 3 exons. NCBI's taxonomy places the organism in Eukaryota, Fungi, Ascomycota, Sordariomycetes, Hypocreales, Nectriaceae.
AUGAAUGCUGAAGUACCGUGCAGAAGCAACUCGCCAGUUAUGGACCCAGGCAGUUCUUCAAGGAAUCAGACGCAGCCGAACAGCGUCUGGAAGUUUGGCGAAACGUCCGGGCCGACGAACGGGACCUUCAACGAGUACAAGCUUGUUUGCACAAUUAAAGAUGAUGCUCACGUCACCGGCACACCGAGAUGCUACUCCGAAGAGUUUGUCAUUGCUGGGAGCGACAUAUAUAGCCAGGGGCAGAGCGGCAGGUUCUGCGGACCUGGAGACUCGGGGUCUGUAGUCUGUGACGCUCGUGGCCAGGUGAUUGGGCUACUGUUCGGUGGACAGGUACCGGGUCGAACGACCGGGUAUGGGCUCGUCAUGCCCAUCGAGGACGUUUUUGAAGAUAUCAAGGCUUCCUCGGAAGGCCAGAUUGAGGAUAUCCGCAUUGCGAGCUCCUGA